AUGGGGCUCCGGAAGAAGACCAAGGCCAAGGCCGACGACGCGACGACGACGACCGACGUCAACCAGGGCGAAGGGCUCUCGCUCGACGCAUACUUUAACAGCAAGAAGGACUACAGCGUCGAGGCCAUGAAGGAGACGUCCGAGCUCCUCGAGAAGACCAAGCCCGCCGACAACGCCAUGGUCAUGACCCGCCUCGACGAUGACGACGAGAACGCCUUGGAUGCGGACGAGAAGAUCCCGAUCUGCGCCAUGCACGACGACGACGACCCGCCCGACGACGUGUACGAAGAUGACUAUGAGACCGAGACCGAGCCGGCGGCGACGAACGCGGUCGCCGGCCUCUCGCUCAGCGACUACCUCACGGGCGCGCCCAAGAAGGACAAGCCAAAGAAACCAAAGAAGGACGACACGGCCAACAUUGAAGGCAUGUCCCUCGAGAGCUACCUCGGCGCCUCGUCGCUCGACGACGAAGCCAAAGAUGCCAAGAAGGGUAGUGUCGUCAAGCGACCAAAGCCGAUGGACCCGGCAGCGCUCACGACGACGACCAAGUCCAAGGCGAUCGCCGCCGCCGCACCACCGUCCCUCCAAGCGCAAGCAGGGAAGAAGAAGCCGACGUUGACAAUAUCCAGCAAGCGCAAGGACGAUUUGGCCAAUUUGAACAAGAAGAACCAAGUGUCGAUGCUCAUCGUGAAGCGCAAGGCGCCGUACAAGUCGGCGCUGAGCGGGAAAAAGCCCGCGGACGACGGGUCCCCGACCAAGCAAGGACCGCUGCCCAAGCUCCAAAACAGCUUUACGUGCAAAGCGUACGGCAGCGCCGCCGACGCGGUGCAUGACGACGACGAGUCAAGGCUACCGCCGCUGCCGCAUUGA
Molecule: messenger RNA, 870 nt
Organism: Saprolegnia diclina VS20
Lineage: Eukaryota; Oomycota; Saprolegniomycetes; Saprolegniales; Saprolegniaceae
Exons: 2
Coding region: 1-870 (289 amino acids)
Source: RefSeq, a predicted model, not a curated record